Messenger RNA from Callithrix jacchus (white-tufted-ear marmoset), 6070 nucleotides. The record is from RefSeq and is a predicted model, not a curated record. Lineage: Eukaryota; Metazoa; Chordata; Mammalia; Primates; Cebidae.
CUCUGGGCGGGACUUCCGGCAUCUUCCUCGCGGCAGACAUAUUGUCGGCUCUCCAGUGGGAUCAUCUGAGCAAAAGCUCGGGGUUGCUGGACGGUUCCGGGGUGACGGAAGCGGGAGGGUGCGGGAAGAGACGCUGUUCGUCCUGCAAAGUGGCUCGCCAGCGGAGACCCCCGCCUCCGCCCCCGGGGUCGCACCAUCGGGGUGCCAGGGUUCCGCGACUUGGGUGUACAUCGCGGCUUGGUGCGGUCUAUGAACUGUGAUGGCGACGGCCGCGGUGUUGGGCCUGGCGCAGUUUCGAUGUUGUUACCCAGACUGGAGUGCAAUGGCAUAAUCUCGGCUCACCGCACCCUCCGCCUCCUGGGUUCAAGCAAUUCUCCUGCCUCAGCCUCCUGAGUAGCUGGGACUACAGGUGUGCACCACCAUGCCCAGCUAAUUUUUGUAUUUUUAGUAGAGACGGGGUUUCACCAUGUUGACCAGGAUGGUCUCAAUCUCUUGACCUCGUGAUCCACCUGCCUCAGCCUCCCAAAGUGCUGGGAUUACAGGCGUGAGCCACUGCGCCCAGCCAAUGAUGAACAUCUCUGAUGAAGGAUCAUGCAGCUCCCCUUCAGAGGAAUAUGUAUCAGAUCCUCUGUGGUUGCUGAACUGUAACAAGAGAGAGAACUCCGAGUACCUAACUCAAGAGGGCAUGACUCUAGUCACAGCAGGAGGGGCUUGGGCAGGCCCUGGUUGUUGGCACGGAGUGAAGGAUGAAGAGGCGUCUUCUGAACACAACAUUUCUGUAGCAGUGUCACAUGUUAAUACAUCCAAGGCAGAUUCGCCCACACAGACAGCUCACUGUUGUGAUAUAUGUGGCCCCAUCUUGAAAGAUAUUUUGCACCUGGAUGAACACCAGGGUACACACCAUGGACUGAAACUUCACACAUGCGAGGCAUGUGAGAGACAAUUCUGGGUCAGUGCAAACCUUCAUCAGCACCCAAAGUGUUACAGUAUAGAGAAACCAUUAAGAAGGGAUGAAGGUGAGGCCUCAUUUUUGAAGAACUGCACAGUUAGCAAAGAACCUCACCCAUCAGAAAAGCCCUUUGCCUGUAAGGAGGAGCAGAAAAACUUCCAGGCUAGUUUGGGUGCUUGCCAACAAAAGGCUACCCGAAGCAAAAGGAAGACACACAAGAGCACUGAGAAUAAGGAUGCAUUUCAUGGUGAACAAACGCAUUACAAGUGCAGUGAAUGUGGGAAGGCUUUCAGCCGCAAAGACACACUGGUCCAGCACCAGAGAAUCCAUAGUGGAGAGAAGCCUUAUGAGUGCAGUGAAUGUGGCAAAUCCUUCAGCCGUAAAGCUACACUUGUCCAGCACCAGAGAAUCCAUACUGGAGAAAGACCUUACGAGUGCAGUGAAUGUGGAAAAACCUUCAGUCGAAAAGACAACCUUACUCAGCACAAGAGAAUCCACACUGGAGAAAUGCCUUAUAAGUGCAAUGAAUGUGGGAAAUAUUUUAGCCAUCACUCCAAUCUAAUUGUACACCAGAGAGUUCACAAUGGAGCAAGGCCUUAUAAGUGUAGUGAUUGUGGGAAAGUCUUUAGACACAAAUCUACGCUUGUUCAGCAUGAGAGUAUUCACACUGGAGAAAAUCCUUAUGAUUGCAGUGAUUGUGGGAAAUCCUUUGGCCACAAAUACACCCUCAUUAAACAUCAGCGAAUUCACACUGAGUCAAAGCCUUUUGAAUGCAUUGAAUGUGGGAAAUUCUUUAGUCGAAGUUCUGACUUUAUUGCACACCAGAGGGUUCACACUGGUGAAAGGCCUUUUGUAUGCAGUAAAUGUGGGAAAGACUUUAUCAGAACCUCCCACCUUGUUCGGCACCAAAGAGUUCACACUGGAGAAAGGCCAUAUGAGUGCAGUGAAUGUGGGAAGGCCUACAGCUUAAGCUCCCACCUUAAUCGGCACCAGAAAGUUCACACAGCAGGCAGGCUCUAGGAGUGCUUUGAAUACAGCAGAACUCAUCAGUCAGAUGUUGACCUUCAUAUAUCUAAACAUUGACUCAAGGGAGAUACCUUAUGGUGCCAGGUAUGUAGGAAGCUUCUAGGGAUAUGUUGCACUUUCUGACCUGCUCAGGUUUUUUGCCGUAAUUAACGUCACUGUCAAUGCCUGUGGCCAAAACCAUCUUAACUCUACCAGCUUCGAUACCGCAGCAUUGGGUAAGGCAGGGUUUUAUAUUCUCUGGUCCCUGGAGAAAAUCAUGAAAUGCCUGAGUUCAUUGGGAGUCCUCACUCACUUCUGUGUGACAGGUAGAGAUAGGGACGUGAUCCAUCUUUAGCCAAGAAGGUCUGAGCUGUAUCUGCUCGUGGCCUAUGCAAAAGGUUUACUUUCUUCAUGGAUAAUCUUGGUCUCAGGUACUUGUAAUGAAUUUUUCCAGCCUCCAAGUCACCUGGCCUGGGAAAGUACUUGCCUCAUGUUGCUCUGGUUUGUGAUAAUAAAGGCCUUACAGUUUAAGCCACCUUUAAUGUUGGGGGUUCUUUUCACUGGAUUGGAUUGAGAACAUGCCCUGCCAAACAGAAGACAGCCUUUGUGGAGGCCUCCAACUUUGUGUGCCUCAAAUGGGACAGUGGGUUGAGGGAGAACAGUUCUUAGUCCAGUUUCGGACUGGACUAACUUAACUUCCAUAGCUGACUAAGCUUGUUAAGUAAGGAUUCAGAUCUUUGUAGGCCUGAUUUGUCUGGAUUUUAGAGUUACUUGAGAGCCCAUAUGUCACCUAGAGGAGGGUGUCGCUGCUCUGACAGCCUGCAGUGUUUUGAAACAGCAUGGAUUGGGCGUCUUGUUUCCCCCAUAUGUCCCAUGUUCCCCAACACUGUUGAGGUAAACCUGUUCCUCAGGACCUGCUGAGUGGCCAUGUUUUCUGAAAACCAGAAUCUGGUACACAGGCCACUUGGUAAGAUCUAAAGCAUGCAGUAUGGAAACAGAAUUGAUAAAUAUUUGGUGUGAAUGAUUGGGACUGGGUGAUUUGUGGCAAACUAGAGGAGAAGUGCCCAUUAUAUGGCACAGUAGCUCAUGCCUGCGAUCCCAGUACUUUGGGAGGCCAAGGCGGGUGGAUCACGAGGUCAGGAGUUUGAGAACAGCCUGGCCAAAAUGGUGAAACCCCAUCUCUACUAAAAAAUACAAAACUCAGCUGGGCGUGGUAGUGUACACCUGUAGUCACAGCUACUUGAGAGGCUGAGGCAGGAAAAUCGCUGGAACCGGGGAGGUGGAGGUUGCAUUGAGCCGAGAUCAGCCACUGUACUCCAGCCUGGAGGACAGGAGAGACUCCAUCUCCCCCCACCAAAAAAAAUCCAGACAGUCCAGGCACUUCGGCUGAAUGGGAUCAGGGUAUCUAAAAAUCUCAGGAUCUCCAGGGCCAUGUUGUCAUGGCCAGGGUCACUGGUGCAGCAACAAAUGUAGUUUUCCUAGAUUCCUGUACUUCCUCGGGCUCUCUACCUAAUGUCUUUGCUGCACAUUCAGUAAUGCUGGGAAUAAAGUGUGGGGGUCCAAGGGGGUAGCUUUUGUGACCAGCUAGAGAUUCUGGUGACUCUGUUGGCAGUGAUCCUCAUUGUUUGUCAGUUUUUCUCAUUACUGAGGAAGAAAUUGUCUUCCCAAGGCAUUUGGAGUGAUAAGAGUCACCGUAGUGAGGUAGAGUCACUCAGUGAUGUCCGGUUGUCCAGUUUUCAAUAAAACUGGGAGACCCAGAUUUUUUUUUUUUUUUUUUUGAGACGGAGUUUCGCUCGUUACCCAGGCUGGAGUGCAGUGGCACGAUCUCGGCUCACCGCAGCCUCCGCCUCCUGGGUUCAGGCAAUUCUCCUGCCUCAGCCUCCUGAGUAGCUGGGAUUACAGGCAUGCGCCACCAUGCCCAGCUAAUUUUUUGUAGAAAUGGGGUUUCACCAUGUUGACCAGGAUGGUCUUGAUCUGUUGACCUUGUGAUCCACCCGCCUCGGCCUCCCAGUUUUUUUUUUUUUUUGAGAUGGAGUCUCGCUCUGUCACCAGGCUGGAGUGCAAUGGCACCAUCUCAGCUCACUGCAACCUCUGCCUCCCAGGUUCAAGUGAUUCUACUGCCUCUGCCUCCCUAGUAGCUGGGACUUCAGGUACACACCACCAUGCCCAGCUAAUCUUUGUAUUUUUUAGUAGAGAUGGGGUUUCACCAUGUUGGCCAGGAUGGUCUCGAUCUCUUGACCUCGUCAUCCGCCUACGUCAGCCUCCCAAAGUGCUGGGAUUACAGGCGUGAGCCACCACGCCCGGCCGGGAGACCCAGAUUUUAUAAUGGAAUAACUUUGUAUAGGUUCAUUCAGGUGUAAUCAACAUGCAGUAUACUGCACCUAUUUAAGGUGUACCAGUAAGUUGUAAUGCACACACACACACACACACACACACACACACACACACUUGGAACUAUCACACCGUAUCAAUGGUAUUGGACGUACCUGUCACCCCUGAAGUUAGCCUCAAGCCCUUACUUAACCUUUCUCUCAGUGCUCUCCUUCCCUGCAAAUCCCUAGGGGACCACUGAGUAGUUUUCACUAUAGGUAAAUUUGUCUUUCCUAGAAUUUUGUGUAAGUCUAUAAAGUUAAUUUUAUCUCCCGUCUUUGAUGCAACAUAAUUUGAAAUUUGCCCAUGGUAUGAAUAGCCCAUUUUAAAAUUACUCAUAUUCAGUAUGGAUAUACCACAGUUUAUCCAUUUAUCUUAAUUGCUGUCUGCACUGCAACCUCCAUUUUUUUUUACAGCCUGUUAGACUGAGCAACCUCCAUUUUUAAUAUUAAAAUAUUAAAAAGCUGCUACAAAUAAUUGAUGCAUGAGUAUAUGGACAUUUAGCUGAGAACAUUUUUAAGCAGAAGUUUUGAAAGUGUGCCAUGUUUUUUACUGAUACGUAGGGAAGAACUGCAAAAGAAAAGACCCAAGAUUUGAUGAUUUAGGAAAUGCUCAGCCCAUGUUAAUUGAAAUUAAGAGAUUUGUUGUCAGGAAAGAAUGUUUUAGAGAGAUAGCCAGGAGUGUUUGCUAUUAUCAAGAUCAAAACAUAAAAAGUAAGAACAUUGUCACACAGAAAGCUCUUUGAAAAGAUUAAAUGUGGCCUGCAGAUCUCCUCAGUACGAGCAGAGAGCUUGUAAGAAGUUUAAACUAGCAGUCAUAUCAGCAAAAGCCUAAAAUAGAUAGGGGAUUCCCUAGGGAACAUAAUCUUCGUAAACCUCUUUUCUAAUGGUGUGAAUUUCAGUGACAUACAGGAGACUCACAAAGUUCUUGAAAAUUUUAUACCAGUGAGAAUGCUCACCUUGGGUCUAAAGGAACCUUGUCAGUGUGAAGUUAACGGGUGUAAUAUUCUAUACAUGGGACUGGCUGAGCAAACAGGUGCAAGCCCUUGCUGUCUUUCAUGAGAAAGGAUGGAUGACUCAGAGCAGAGGAGAAUCCGGUGGGCAGAGCCCUGAACCACCUGAUAUCUCAUGUUUUGACUCCCAGUGGCAUUUGCCAAACUAUAUUUCAAAAUUUCUUGGGACUGGCAAUCCCAUUUUCUUGUUUUCCCACUUUCAUUUCCUCCUGCUUUGAAGCAAUGCCUAUGUAUAUAUAACUGUAUCCUGGGUCUUUCCUACCCUUUCGUUUGGGAGCAGAUAACUAGUUUUCUAGUUUUAUGGAUCUAAAUGAGACAGGAAUAGCACUGGGUGGUCACAGGAGGAUUGAAAGUCUCAACCACCCCCCUGGUUUUGGUGCAGGUGAAAAAAAGUAAAAAAAAAGAAAAACCCAAACAACAGCUAAAACGGAAACUAGGUGAAGAAAACACAGGGUAACAGAAAACCAAAAAUAAAAUAUAAAACAGCCAGAACCCCAGUCAGGGUGAUGUGUCCAUGACUUCAGGGCAAACCCAAAUAAGGGAAGGGGGUGGUAAUUGGUGGUCCUUGAAAUCCCCUCCCUUUUCAGAAUACUGAAUGAUUAUCCCUCGAUUAAAGGAACACCCAUACAAUUAGAAAUCCAAACUCCGUUGUGCAUGACUCGCUCUCGGGGCCUGCCCUCACUUCUGUGUGUGUACUUCUGCUUUGCAAUAAAAAGCUGCUUGCCUUUGCUUCA